This is a messenger RNA of Betta splendens (Siamese fighting fish), 2777 nucleotides long. It is a transcript of the gene bmpr1bb, whose product is annotated as bone morphogenetic protein receptor, type IBb. The coding region runs from base 490 to 2106 and encodes 538 amino acids. The transcript is spliced from 14 exons. The record is from RefSeq and is a predicted model, not a curated record. Gene Ontology annotation, biological process: protein phosphorylation; BMP signaling pathway; cellular response to growth factor stimulus. Gene Ontology annotation, molecular function: ATP binding; transforming growth factor beta receptor activity, type I; SMAD binding. NCBI's taxonomy places the organism in Eukaryota, Metazoa, Chordata, Actinopteri, Anabantiformes, Osphronemidae. Gene Ontology annotation, cellular component: signaling receptor complex; plasma membrane.
CCGGGCUCGAAUAACCCGCGGUGCGCUCGCAAAAGUCUCCCAGACCGAGGGGCACGCUGCAAUAACAGGCGCCACAGCUGAGCGGGACCGAGCCGAGCCGAGCCGAGCCGAGCCGCGUUUCGAGGCGACGCGGAGACGGAAGAAAACGCCGAGCGCUGGAUCCAGUGACAGGAUGUUUUCCGAUAUCUUACAUUCGGACGACUCGGCCGAGGGCAGAGGGCGCGGGGCGUCGUACCUGUGACCGUGGACGCGGCGGAAGGAGAAGGAUGGACUCGCAUUGAUCAUAUCGGACGGGUUCACGGCAUCGAAGGCUGUCAGUGUGGCGUGUUGCUGGAGGCUGCCGGGUAUCUCUGCGCUGGGGGAAGUUCCUGAGAGUGGCCGGCGCUCGCGCAGAGACACUUGGAGGGACCGCGGACUGGGCGGACGUCGCGUCUCUUCUUGCGGAGGGUUUUGAAGGAGCGCGGGGCAACGCGGGUCGGCGCCGGCGUGAUGGCGGCGGCGCGGCGGCCUCGGGAGCGGGCCUGGCGCGCUGUUCUCCUGGUGAUCGGAGUGGCAUCGCUCAGCCUCGGCUCUGAUGCCAACCUGCUGGACUCGAUGCUGCUGAAGAGCGGGUGGAAGGGCGGAGCGGACCGGAGGGGGGAGGAAAGCAGCAGCCGGGCCACGGCCGCGGCCCGGAGGAUGCUGUGGUGCCACUGUCACCCCGACUGCCCCGAGGACUCCGCCAACAGCACCUGCAUGACCGAUGGGUGCUGCUUCACCAUGGUGAAGGAGGAGGGGGGUCUGGCUGCGUUCAGUGCAGGAUGUCUGGGACUGGCCGGAUCCGAGUUCCAGUGCAGGGACACGGGCAACGCUCGGUCGAGGCGAGCCAUCGAGUGCUGCAGGGACCAGGAUUACUGCAACCGGCGCCUGCACCCGACGCUUCCUCCGCUCACGCCGUCAGAUUUUGUGGACAGCAGCGUUCAGUACAAGGCUCUUUGCAUUUCGGUCGUGGUCUGCAGCAUCAUCCUGGGUCUCGUCCUUGUAUUCUGCUACUUCAGAUGUAAGCGCCAGGAGUCACGGGCGCCGUACAGUAACGACCUGGAGCAGGAUGAGACCUACUCUGCUCCCGGGGAGUUUCUGAAGGACCUGAUAGAGCAUUCGCGCAGCAUCGGGUCUGGCUCUGGGUCGGGGCUCCCUCGACUGGUGCAGCGCACCAUCGCUAAGCAGAUCCAGAUGGUGAAGCAGAUUGGAAAGGGCCGCUACGGAGAGGUGUGGAUGGGCAAAUGGAGGGGAGAGAGAGUGGCCGUCAAAGUCUUCUUCACCACAGAGGAGGAGAGCUGGUUCAGAGAGACUGAAAUCUACCAGACGUUCCUAAUGAGACAUGAAAAUAUACUGGGGUUCAUAGCGGCCGACAUCAAAGGGACCGGCUCGUGGACUCAGCUCUACCUGAUCACGGACUACCACGAGAACGGGUCCCUGUACGACUAUCUCAAGUCCAACACCCUGGACGUGAAGUCUCUGCUGAAACUGGCCCACUCCUCCAUAUCGGGCCUGUGCCACCUGCACACGGAGAUCUACGGCACGCAGGGCAAACCCGCCAUCGCGCACCGAGACCUGAAGAGCAAGAACAUUCUGGUGAAGAAGAACGGAUCCUGCUGCAUCGCCGACCUGGGCCUCGCCGUCAAGUUCAACAGUGACACCAAUAAGUUGGACAUCCCUCCCAACCUGCGGGUCGGAACCAAGCGCUACAUGCCCCCUGAAGUGUUGGACGAGACUCUGAACAGGAGCUACUUCCAGUCGUUCAUAAUGGCCGACAUGUACAGCUUUGGCCUCAUCGUGUGGGAGAUGGCUCGGCGGUGCAUGUCCGGAGGCGUUGUGGAGGAGUAUCAGCUGCCCUAUCACGACCUCGUGCCCACCGAUCCUUCCUACGAGGACAUGACGGAGGUUGUCUGCAUUAAGAAACAAAGGCCUUCGUUCGCUAAUCGCUGGAGCAGUGAUGAGUGUUUACGACAGAUGGGGAAGCUGAUGUCAGAGUGUUGGGCUCACAACCCGGAGUCCCGCCUCACAGCCCUCAGGGUAAAAAAGACCCUGGCCAAGAUGUUGGAGUCCCAAGACAUCAAACUGUGACACACAGAGCUGUCAUCACUGCCACUCGGAGAAAGGGAAUACAAAUAGACUGAACGAUAGGACGAAGAAGGGGCGAUGGAGACGAUGGGCAGCCAUAAAAACAGGAGGCGGGAGGUGGAUCCGGCCUCCCGUCGCCUCGGGCCGAGUGUUCCGGAUGUGCUUUCCGUGAAAGCAGAGUGGGGUGAGGUCCAGUAUUAACGCUAUCCUGGUUCUGCCGUUCUAAAGCCAUACAGCAGUGAUCCAGUUGUUCAUGUUUGGGUUCCUUCACUUACUGUAGGAUGGAAAACCCAAACUAAACUGUCUCAUCCAAGGCAUGUCUAAUUACUGCUCAUCAACCUUACUGUCAAAGAGUAUUAUUGUUAUUAAUAUUAUUACACAUGGCAUUCUAUUUUAAUAUUUAAUAUUAUAAAUAAGACCCUCUGGUAAAAUGUUGCUUCAGGUCUCCAGAGCUGAGACCCUCUUCUCAUUUCCAUUGUAAAUAACUCAGAUCUAUUGAUUAUUGCCUUGCUGGAUAUGAAAAUGUGUUUUGUAAUAUUUUAUCUGUACAGAAUAUUUCCCGUCCACUCGACCACUACGGCAUGUGCCUUAUUUAAUCUGUACAUACGUGAUUGAGAGUGUACCCACAUGAGUGGAUCAGGACGACAUUCCCUAAUAAAGCGGCCGCGUCUCCA